Messenger RNA from Nycticebus coucang (slow loris), 5694 nucleotides. RefSeq names its product ATP binding cassette subfamily D member 2 (gene ABCD2). Gene Ontology annotation, molecular function: ATP hydrolysis activity; ATP binding; long-chain fatty acid transmembrane transporter activity. Gene Ontology annotation, cellular component: peroxisomal membrane. Gene Ontology annotation, biological process: very long-chain fatty acid catabolic process; fatty acid beta-oxidation; long-chain fatty acid import into peroxisome. The transcript is spliced from 10 exons. The record is from RefSeq and is a predicted model, not a curated record. Lineage: Eukaryota; Metazoa; Chordata; Mammalia; Primates; Lorisidae. The coding region runs from base 187 to 2415 and encodes 742 amino acids.
GGUGGAGUCGGAGCUCUGCUGCAUCUGUCACAGCACAACAGAAUAAACGAAACAAAACAAAACAGGAGAGAAACGCUGCAGACCAUGGAACGUUGUAGGACUUUCUGAAACAUUUACUGGGGAUUUCUGUGGAGCAUGUUCUUUUAAAACGAAUUCUUGGCGGAACCUAUUUGUGUAACUGGGAAAAUGACACACAUGCUGCAUGCAGCAGCUGAUCGAGUGAAGUGGACCAGAUCCGGUGCAGCUAAGAGGGCUGCCUGCCUGGUGGCUGCGGCAUAUGCUCUGAAAACCCUCUAUCCCAUCCUUGGCAGACGUUUAAAGCAAACUGGGGACAGGAAGAAAAAAGAAACAGUUUACCCUACUGCAGAGAACAGAGAAAUACUGCAUUGCACCGAGUCUGUUUGUAAAAAAACAUCGCCUGGAGUGAAUGCAGAUUUUUUCAAACAGCUACUAGAACUUCGGAAAAUUCUCUUUCCAAAACUUGUGACCACUGAAACAGGGUGGCUGUGCCUGCACUCGGUGGCUCUAAUCUCAAGAACCUUUCUGUCUAUCUAUGUGGCGGGUCUGGAUGGAAAAAUCGUGAAAAGCAUUGUGGAAAAGAAGCCUCGGACUUUCAUCAUCAAAUUAAUCAAGUGGCUUAUGAUAGCCAUUCCUGCCACCUUCGUCAACAGUGCAAUAAGGUACCUGGAGUGCAAAUUGGCUUUGGCCUUCAGAACUCGCCUAGUGGACCAUGCCUAUGAAACCUAUUUUACAAAUCAGACUUAUUAUAAAGUGAUCAAUAUGGAUGGGAGGCUGGCAAACCCGGACCAAUCUCUUACUGAGGAUAUUAUGAUGUUCUCCCAAUCUGUGGCUCACCUGUAUUCCAAUCUGACCAAACCUAUUUUAGAUGUAAUCCUGACUUCCUACACACUCAUCCAGACUGCCACGUCCAGAGGAGCAAGCCCCAUCGGGCCCACCCUGCUAGCAGGAAUGGUGGUGUAUGCCACCGCUAAAGUGUUGAAAGCCUGCUCUCCCAGAUUUGGCAAGCUGGUGGCCGAAGAAGCUCAUAGAAAAGGCUAUUUGCGGUAUGUGCACUCUAGAAUUAUCGCCAAUGUGGAAGAAAUUGCCUUUUACCGAGGACAUAAGGUAGAAAUGAAGCAACUCCAGAAAAGUUACAAAGCUCUAGCAGACCAGAUGAACCUCAUUUUAUCCAAACGUUUGUGGUACAUCAUGAUAGAGCAGUUCUUGAUGAAGUAUGUUUGGAGCAGCAGCGGACUAAUUAUGGUGGCUAUCCCUAUUAUUACUGCAACUGGCUUUGCAGAUGGUGAUCUAGAGGAUGGCCCAAAACAAGCUAUGGUUAGCGAACGGACAGAAACCUUUACCACUGCUCGAAAUUUAUUGGCCUCAGGAGCUGAUGCUAUUGAAAGGAUUAUGUCUUCAUAUAAAGAGAUCACUGAAUUAGCAGGCUAUACUGCUCGAGUGUACAAUAUGUUUUGGGUCUUCGAUGAAGUAAAAAGAGGCAUUUAUAAGAGAACCGCUGUUGUUCAGGAGACUGAAAACCAUAGCAAGAAUGGAACUGUUGUAGAAUUACCUCUCACGGACACACUGGCAAUCAAAGGAAAAGUUAUUGAUGUGGAUCAUGGAAUUAUUUGUGAAAAUGUUCCCAUAAUUACACCAGCAGGAGAAGUGGUGGCUUCCAAGCUAAACUUCAAAGUUCAAGAAGGAAUGCAUCUUUUGAUAACUGGUCCCAAUGGUUGUGGGAAAAGUUCUCUCUUCAGAAUAUUAAGUGGGCUCUGGCCUGUGUAUGAAGGAGUCCUCUAUAAACCACCUCCUCAACAUAUGUUCUAUAUUCCACAAAGGCCAUAUAUGUCUCUUGGAAGUCUUCGGGAUCAAGUCAUUUAUCCCGAUUCAGUGGAUGAUAUGCACGAUAAAGGUUAUACAGAUCAAGAUCUGGAAUGUAUUCUACACAAUGUCCACCUCUAUCACAUAGUUCAAAGAGAAGGAGGAUGGGACGCUGUUAUGGACUGGAAAGAUGUCCUAUCAGGAGGGGAAAAACAAAGGAUGGGCAUGGCUCGCAUGUUCUACCAUAAACCAAAAUACGCAUUGCUGGAUGAAUGUACCAGUGCCGUCAGCAUUGAUGUUGAAGGAAAGAUAUUUCAGGCUGCAAAAGAGUCUGGGAUUUCCUUACUGUCUAUAACUCACAGGCCUUCUCUUUGGAAAUACCACACUCAUUUGUUACAGUUUGAUGGUGAAGGAGGUUGGCACUUUGAGCAAUUGGAUACUGCUAUUCGUUUGACGUUGAGUGAAGAAAAACAAAAGCUAGAAUCUCAGCUAGCUGGAAUUCCCAAAAUGCAGCAGAGACUCAAUGAACUAUGUAAAAUUUUGGGAGAAGACUCAGUGCUGAAAACAAUCAAAAAUGAAGAUGACACAUCCUAAUUUGUUUUGAUAUGUUUUAAAAGUUUAUUUUUUAGGUAAAGGCCCAGAGACACUCUGUUAUACUGCAUGCAAUAUGUUAAGCUAAGCGCAGAGGCGGGGAAAAGGCAGCAAGAAAUGUUUUAUAGGAUUGUAGCAUCAGGAAGUGUAUGAUCUGACUUUUCGGAAGAAAAUAAACAAGUGCAUUAUGUAAGAUUAGUUAUUAUGGCUUAUACUAAUUUCUAGCGAAGGCCUAAUUCACCUGUAAAACAGGAUUUUCUAGGUGAAUUCAUAAUGAAUACCAGAUUUACUAUGCAUAUGUGAUGUGUCUAAAGUUCUUCACAAACAUAGGAGAUAUCUCGGAAAUGAAACAACUUAGAGUGGCAGUUGGAUUGAUACUAGGUGCAUAAAAUUACAACUUUUAUUUAGUCCAUUGAUGGUUGUUACUAGGUUUGAUAGCUAGAAUUCUUACUCAUUAUUGCUAGUGGCCAAGUAAACCAGUAUACAAAAUAGCUGCCAGUUUGAUAAAUUCCUUCAAUAUUAAAAAAAUUUCUUUUAAUGACAGUGGUUGAAAGAAAAAAGCUUGUAUAAAAUGCCAUAUUUUAAAAUGUUAGACUUUGAGUAUCUUAAUGAGGGCACAUAACAAUUUAAUUUUAGUAAUAGUCGUAAUGUAUUUGUUAAUAAGCCCUUUCACUUUUAAAAGAGAAUUUAUUGCCAAUACAGAAAAAGAGUACCCAAACAAUGUCUCAGCCUGUUAACUUUGCUUGGUAGCAUUAUCUAUUGAAACUUCUGUCCAGAAAUACUCAGCUUGUUUUUGUGCCCAAAGGAAGAGACCACAUUUUAAAAAGUGUAGUGAUUUAAUAGAAUAUGGAGAUUCUGAAAAUCACAGUAAUAAUAACAUCCAUUGCAAUAGCACUUUAUAAUUUACAUUCUCCAUCUAUUUCAUUUCACCUUAAUGCUUGUGGCAAUGUAUUGAGAAAAGAUAUCAUUUUUCUUACUUUGCUUUUGAGAAAAUUGACACACUUGUCCUAAUCAUGCAAUUUAUUUAGGGACAGAAUCAGAAAUCAAAUGAAGUUCUCCUGAUGCCCUGGUUCUGUGCUGGUUCCGCGAUUAUUCUUUAAAUCUAACUGGGUUACAGUAUCAACAAAAGCUAAGUGAAAUAUUGAAAAAAUUAAAUUUGGCAAUGUUAGUGUUGAAGAUAAUUUGGUUAUUAUUUAUAAGAAAUGAAAACUUAGGUCCCAGUGAAAAGGUCAUUGGUCUCGGUUUAAAAUGAGCUAAGGAAAUUAGUAAAUCUCUUAGCAAUGUACCUCUAAGGUAUCAGCAAUAAGAAGGGCAGUUAAUUAUGUUGUCAGUAAAUUUAAUAUUUAUUAAACACAAUGAGAAAUAAUCUGUGUAGAUCAAUGAAAUAGAUCUUAUCUAUCUGUGUUCCCUGGACAUUCAAGUACAAAAGCCAGGACUGACACUUUAAUGUCUUCCUGUCUAUGCCACCUUAUUAACUAGAAAACAAUCAGAAUGGUCAGUUGAUAGUGUUAGGAUUUCAUUUGCAUAUGUAGACACAGCCAUAAGAGAUACCAAGUCAGCGAUUUUUAGACUUUUUCAGGUGAUAGAGUGCACAGUAGUCAUUCAUAAUGGUUGUUGUAAAACAUCUUUACAUUUCCACAAUUUUAAUUCUGCCAUGACAAGUAGGAUAUUUUAAUUAUCAAUAAAAGUAGUCAUCACAUGUGAAGGAAUGUAAUAGAAGAUAACAGCGCAACUGUCCAAGUUAUUCUGUUGGUAUCCUUAGCUACUCAUUUAUUCAUUUGCCAGUUACUAAUAUUUCCUAUUAGGAAAGUGACACAGGAAUUAAGAUUUAAAAAAAAAAAAAAUCAUGGAACCCAAACUUAAAAUUUGCAAAACUUUAUCCAUUAAUUUUAACUUCUAUAUUAGCAGUUAUCCAGUUUAUACUGCUAGAAUGGGAAAAAUCUGAGGCAAGUUUAUUAUUACAUUAACUUUUAAAGAUACAGAAAGAAAUGAAAAGUUCUCAUGUGACACGUGUAUAUAUGGCUUAAUUAUCAUAGUUUUAAAAAUAAAACUUUGAGGACCUGAUAUUUUGUGUUUUGGACCUUUGGAAAAGAAUGCCAAAAGAAAUAUAUUCGUAAUGAACCAUCACUUCAUAUGUCUUACCAAUAAGCUGAACUGAAAAAGAUUUAUAAUUUAUAAUGUACAGGAUUCAAGGAUGUUUAAAAGUCUCUGUUAAAAAAUAUACACACUGGUAUUUAAAUGUCAAUUUCCUAACCUGGGCAUGUUUUCCAUGAGAUUUUCAUACCUAUUUAUUUUGUGAUUUUUUUUUUUUUUUUUUUACAGGAUCAAUAUCCUCUAACUUAGAGGGCAGAAAUAUCUGUGAUUUGAACUUGUAUUUAUACACCAUUCAAAUGUUUCCAAAAUGGUCCAGUGUGUAUGCCAUAGUUACCAUUCUUAUACUUUUAUUUCUUGAAAAAAAAAUGGAAAAGAUUAAGGAAAUUAAAUAGCCUUCUUUGAAUACAGCAAGAAAUAGAUGAGGGAAACAAAAAAGAAAAACUGUUUCAAUUUUCAAAAUGCUUUUUCAUGUUUGAAGUUUAUUUUGGGUCAAAAAAAGGUAUACAUUUAAGAAGUUUGAUUUUAAAAUGGCAUUUUUGUGGUUUAUUCUUAAACUUGAAAAAUACAAUGCAUUUUAUGAAAACGUUGCAUUAUAUUUCUAUAGCAUGUAGUGUUAUGCUGAGCAUGGCUCUAAAGUAGUGUCUGUUCUUGUUAACAGGAUCCCUCUUAAAUAAUCUCGAGAAGAAUGAUAUAUCUUGAAACUCAGCCCAAGUUUACAUUUGUUUACAGUGGGGAUGGUUUUAUCUUGAAAGUAAUUUGGGUUUUUGUCUCUAAUUUUGGUCUGUCAGGAAAGGUAUAAAUGAACAUGUUAGUUUACUUGAAACAUUGCUUCCAAGUAUAAUUUCCUAUUCAGCAAUAGGCAUAGCCUAUUACAAUCUGUUUGGAAUAGUUUUUUGAUUUUAUAAGCCUAGAAAAAUAUGUUACAUUUUGGAGCUUAAAUCCAGAGAAUAUUACUUCUGAGAUGUGCAUAAAAUGGUAAAGGUUAUUAAAUCAUUAAUCAAAAGAGAUGCCUUUGACAUAAUUACUUUAUGGGCAAAAAUUAUCCUCAUUUAGCAGUGUAAAGGACUUUCACAUAACCCAGGAUAUUUAUAGUUCUGCUGACAUACAUUUAUAUAUGUCAAAUGUUUUGGAGUUGUACUUUUGAUGUUUGACACGAGAGCUUUUGGGUGGAUGUAUAAAAUAUUUUUA